AUGGACGGCAUCGAUGCUGCUCCUGCCCCGGUCCCCGCCGUCGACGGCCCGCCACCAGCAGGAUCAUACAAGCUCGCUCUCGUCGCGUGGGGCUUGAUGCUUAUCGGCGUCCUCCUCCUCUUGCACUACAUUAGCAGUCGCAUCUUCUGCCUCUACAACGAAGAUGCCACCAUCGCCGAGGUAGCGGCAACCUCCCCCUCAUCCUCCCCACGGGCUCCAUCGGCGUCGCUGCCAAUCCCUCAGCCUCGCCACACUGUGCCGAUGUCGCUGCUCCCGGUGUUUGUGUACGUGGCGUCAUCACCCGGUGAGGAGACGGCGGACUGCGCGGUGUGCCUGGUGUUCAGGGAGCGGGAGGCCGGGCGGUUGCUGCCGCGUUGCGGACACGGCUUCCACGAGGAGUGCAUCGUGACGUGGCUUCAGGUCAACACGACGUGUCCACUCUGCCGGACACCCGUGGAUACCAAGUGA
This is a messenger RNA of Panicum hallii, 468 nucleotides long. RefSeq names its product RING-H2 finger protein ATL64-like. Bases 1 to 468 code for a protein of 155 amino acids. Lineage: Eukaryota; Viridiplantae; Streptophyta; Magnoliopsida; Poales; Poaceae. The record is from RefSeq and is a predicted model, not a curated record. Gene Ontology annotation, biological process: protein ubiquitination. The transcript has a single exon.